AUGUCCCUUCCUCUUUCGGGCACCCGGAGCGCUGGGCUGGGCCUUCCUCAUCAUUCUCCGGAAUCAUCUCAUGCCCCGCUCAGUACGCUAAUAGACUCUACUCCGGGAGUGUACAAAGCAUGGAACACGUUCGCGCGCGAUUACGACCUGAACGCGACCGAGGUCGCGCAUGCUUCGCACGGUCGGAGGUUGGACGACACGCUCAAGGAGUGGUGCAAGAUCGACGACGAGGACAAGUUGCAGGCUGAGAUCGUACGAUUUGAGGACGAGGUGCUCGAAGGAGGACCGACCGUUCUCCCCGGAGUUCACGCCCUAUUGAAGCAAAUCCGUGACGGUGCUUCAGACCAAUCUCAUGGCUGGACAAUCGUAACUUCGGCCUCGAACAUCUACACGCCCAAAGCUCUUAGUCGAUGUGGUAUCGACUUGCCUCCCGCGGGCUUAGUCACCUCCAACGACGUGUCGGCUGGCAAACCGCAUCCGGACCCCUACCUCGCCGGCGCGAAGAAAUGCGGAGUCGAUCCGAAGAACUGUUUGGUGGUAGAAGAUGCCCCGUCCGGCUUGAAGGCCGGGCGGGCGGCCGGCGCGAAGACGCUAGCAGUGUGCACGUCCCAUACGCGGGAGUAUCUCGAAAAGUCGGAUGCGAAGCCGGACUACAUUGUCCAGGAUUUAACGAAAGUCAGCGUCAACUGGAAGGUUGGAAAGUUGGAGGUAACGAUCGACGAAUCAUAG
Messenger RNA from Punctularia strigosozonata HHB-11173 SS5, 729 nucleotides. RefSeq names its product HAD-like protein. The transcript has 6 exons. The record is from RefSeq and is a predicted model, not a curated record. Gene Ontology annotation, molecular function: beta-phosphoglucomutase activity; sugar-phosphatase activity. Bases 1 to 729 code for a protein of 242 amino acids. Lineage: Eukaryota; Fungi; Basidiomycota; Agaricomycetes; Corticiales; Punctulariaceae.